Aplysia californica (California sea hare) is the source of this 2244-nucleotide messenger RNA. RefSeq lists its product as uncharacterized. Lineage: Eukaryota; Metazoa; Mollusca; Gastropoda; Aplysiida; Aplysiidae. Gene Ontology annotation, molecular function: protein binding. The record is from RefSeq and is a predicted model, not a curated record.
GAUUCUGGGUGAAAGCUUGCUCUUGAUUUCAACUUUCGAAGUAGGCUUCGCGUCCAAAUAAAGUACUAAAAAGCCUGUUUAAGCAUGUAGAUGAAAUAAACGUUCAGUGUUAUAACAAUAGCCUCAUGAUUUUGAAAGUUGAAAAUGUGUGCAUUACUUAGGUAGUGCCUGAACAAACGAAUAUGUGACGAAUAAUGGUCAUAAAACGGAAAGACUUCCAGAAGGCAGCUGCCUUCAUUCACGAGUUCCUCCUCAAGCUCAAUGAAGAUGUGGAGUGUGCUGAAGUGCGCGACACCCUCAACUUGGCGCUGCUGCACAUGCAGAAGUACUACAGGUUGAUUCAGAACCGAUCGCAAGAGAAACAUGCAAACACGCUCUCCCUGACGGCGCGCGGGUUAAGUCCUAUGACCCCCUUUGUGGACGCCCCGGACAAAUUUUUGUGGAGAUGGAUCAACCUGGACAACACACGUCUUCCGUCCAACAUGGCGCUCGGCGAAAGCCUUAACUUCGUUGUGCUGCCGCCGGUUAUCAACGCUGUGAAAUGUGGCGAUGUGGAGCUGAUAAAUGAUCUUCUACAUCAGGACCCAGGCUGUGCAGACUGCAUCGAUGGACUGGGGCGCACUGGCCUCAUGUAUGCUGUCCACUUCUUUCAGCACGACGCUCUGCAGUUUCUGUUGGACCACCGGGCAGACCUCAACACACAGGCACACGGUUCUCUUCACUCCUGUCGCCUCAUCGUGGAGAUAGCCGGACACCGGUGCAUCAUGGACCAGGACAACCAAGGCCGCUCGCCGCUGCACCUGGCAACCAUGGGUGGCCACGGCGAUGUGGUCAACUUCCUGCUGGAGAAAGGAGCUGACGUGAAUGUAGUGGACAGCUUCAACGCCACGGCCUGGGACUACGCCCGCAUCAGGAAGCUGCACUACUGCCAGCUCAUCAUCAUGUCGCAUCAGAGGCAGAGACUCACCAGCAACCCCAACAGUCCCCUCCCCAGUGGUCUGGGGCUGCUCAUGAGAGAGGAGAGCGAGGUGCACGACAACUUCAGCAGAAUGAGCUUCCGCACGCGGUCUAACCAGUCGACGCCCAUCACCCCGCCCCACCCCCCCAAACGUCCGCGCUCGUCGCGCAUGUUGGUGAGGCGGGCCAACAGUCUGACCAAGGCGGACCGUGAGCGGUCCAUGGAGCGAGACCGCCUGAACCAGUCGCAGGAGCGGCCGUCCAUCAGCGCGGGAGGGGGUAGUGCCGGCCACGAUCGACGCAAGGAACGCAUCAAUGUAAAUGUGAACACAUCUAACAAGCGCGUGUCGGCGGGUGACAUCUUUAUGAACGGCCGUGAAGAUACGAUGAUGACUGACUCCUCCAGGGUAGGUCGGGCCAGCCAAUGGUCGGGGCAGCCAAUGAAUGGUCGGAGAGACUUGUGGGUGAGACAGGCUGUCUCUGACGUACAGAGAGACUUGUGGGUGAGACAGGCUGUCUCUGACGUACAGAGAGACUUGUGGUUUUCCUUCCUGUGUCCAGGUGUCCUUGAGGGGCGCCGCAUCCCGCCCCCGGCCCUCACCCCCCUCAUGAACGCCCCGAAACCCCCGACACUGGACAGCUUUGACCGCAUGGACAAGAAGAAAAAGAAGAAGAAAAAGGAACGGGACAGAAGAGACGCCGCCUCGCCCCCGCAGAAACCUGAGCACCCUGCGGACAUCCCCCCGCCCCGAGGGUUUGCCGCACCGCUACACCCUCACAUGCAGGGUCCUGGUGUACAGGGAAGCCGCGCCUCCUCUGCUGCCCCGCCCCCUCCCCGGUUCUCCAAAGGGACGCCGCAGGUCUCCGACUCCAGAUAUGUUGACGAAAAUGUUGACGAGGAUUCGACCCCUCCGGUUGUGAACGGGUUUGCUGUUCAGAUCCGUGACGGAGCCACCAAGUCCGCCCGGCCGGGGUUCCGCGGGGGUGCGGGCGGCGUGAUAGAGGAGGAGGGGCCCGGGGAGCUGGGAGAGACGGCCAUGAGCUUGGAGCCGGCCGAGGCCACCGUGGGACAAAGCCCCAUCCAAGAAGUGGAGGAGGAGGAUGUGGGACCCUUGUACCCCCCGCCACCGUCCUUCCGUGGAGCGACCCGCACUGGGGGCCGUCAGCUGGCACAGUCCAUUCCUCAGCUGUAUGAUUGUCACAGGUUUCCUCUAGGGUCUGUAUGAUUGCUACAGCUGUCUGUAUGAUUGUCACAGGUUUCCUCUAGGGUCUGUAUGAUUGCUACAG